UUCCGACGUAAGUAAACAUAGGGGGAAUUUAAAAGUAGGAACUAAAUUAUACAAUGUGUUCCCGACCGGUAGCUUUCCCUCAUGGGCUUGUAUUUUCAUAUAAUGAAAAAUUAGCAUUAGCCGUGCAAGCGAGCAUGCACUAGCCUGCAUCUAACUGUGUGUGCAUGUAUAGAUGAAAGCUUAUCGUAUAAUUCCUUAAAUUGGUUCAUAGUUUUCGUGUUUUGUUGUGUUAAAUUUAGCUACAUUUGUGUUUUUGCACACCUUGAGCGGAACGUUAACAACCGUAAGCUAACAAAACGAGGCGUUAUCGACACAAUAAAUUCUUUAGUAAAACAGGGGGAACCUGUUGGCGGAAUUAAUUGUUAAUUUAACACUGUGUACCUGCGCGAACUAAACUGGCCAAAAGAAGAAAAGCACAAACAACAAACUAUAGUUUACAGAAGCUCAGCAUCCGAGGCCGACCGACGGGAUGGCUGCUGCACAAUCUGCAGCAGAACCGAGCACCUCGAAAAAUGAUCACGUAGAUCUGUACAGUGACCUGUAUCCAAGCGAUGAGGAUUUGGAUAAAAUGUCUGAAGCAAAUGAACUUUUUGAUGCUGUUCUAACUGGGACGGUUGAUAAAGACAAGAAGGUUUCGAGUAAAGUUGCUUCUUCCAAGAAGGCUCCAGAAGGGGGAAAAACAACUGAUGACAAAACACAAAGGAAAGGAAAGCCAACCAGAAAGCUGUCUAUAUAUGUUGGUAAUUUUCCCUGGUGGACAUCAGACCAGGACCUCACAAGCUUGGCCCUAAGACUGGGCGUUAAAGACAUUACAGACAUCAGAUUUGCUGAAAACAAAGUUAAUGGCCAGUCAAGAGGCUAUGCAGAAGUGAUGGUAACCUCAGAGGAGUCAUUAAAAAUAUUGCUGGAAAAAAUACCACAAUGUCAUAUUAAUGGGGAAAAGAUAGAAUGCCGCUUUGCAACUCAACAGAACCUUUCUGUGUUUGAAGACGUUGCAAAUAAACGUAUACCCUUACGCGUAAGUUCUGGUUCUAAGGAUUCUGAGUCUGUGGAAAAGACUCCCACGACACCAUCUUCACAGGAAUCCAGUGCUCUCCCUGCUCCGCCGCCUCUUUUUCCAUCACAUCCAUUUGCAAACAUUUUUCCCUCACCGCCCAGUCCUUUUCUCGGACAGCCACCACCGCUGUUUCCACCCAUGGCACCGCCGGUCCCUCCCCUUAUGCCACCUCACAUGUUUCCUCCCCAUCCUGCACAUAUCCCUGGCCAGCCGUCUCUGGGGCUGCACCUAAAUCCUCCUUUCUUCAACCUGACACAAGACGGGCACAGCAGCAAAUCGUACAGAGAAAAAAAGCAAACAUCUCACAGUGAAAACGGUGAUUAUGAGGAGCUGAUGAACAGAAACAGAACAAUUGCCAGCAGUGCAAUCACCAAGGCUGUUUCAGGAGCUACAGCUGGAGACCUGCAUAUGGCCAUGGAAACACUAUUAACUGCUAUUGCCAUCAUUAAGCAGUCCAGAGUGUAUGAAGAUGAAUGCUGUCAAGCUCUUGUCACUUCACUCAAAGACUGUUUAGUCUCAAUCCAAGGAGACUAUGGCUGCAAGCAAAGCCGUCAUUCCAGAGAAAGAGACCGGGACAGAGGACGUGAAAGAGACCAUGAGCGCGACAGAGAACGGGACAGAGAACGCGACAGGGAGCGUGACAGAGAGCGUGAUAGAGAACGAUACAGAGAAAGAGACCGAGACGACGCUUACGAUAGGGAAAGCUCAUCUCGAAGAUACAGAGAGCGUUCCUGGAGCGAAGAGAGGGACAGGGAGCGCUCACGAGAGCAAGAACGACACAGAGAUCACAGAGACCGAUACCGCUAACUUGGAUGAUUUCAACUGAAGCAGAAAGUUUUUUGUUUUUUUUUCAACCAAGCUGUAUAAACAUCACAAGGAAUCUUAACCUCAAAGUGUAAAGUGUACGUUUUUCCUCUAAUAAUAUUCAUUGUAGAAAUUUGUUUUAACAAAAAGGCCUGUACAUUUUUUUUGUGUAUUAUAGGGACAUUUGCAUGCAGUGGACCUGUUAAUAACUUGUAAAAGUUUGUUUUCUUCCCUUUUUGCAUAAACUCAACAAAUUUAAAAAAAACAAAAAUCAUAGAAAGCUGUUUUGUCACAAUCUUAUUAAAGUACCUAAAUGAUCUUUA
Molecule: messenger RNA, 2184 nt
Organism: Girardinichthys multiradiatus
Lineage: Eukaryota; Metazoa; Chordata; Actinopteri; Cyprinodontiformes; Goodeidae
Product: cleavage and polyadenylation specificity factor subunit 7-like
Exons: 9
Coding region: 470-1864 (464 amino acids)
Biological process (GO): mRNA alternative polyadenylation
Cellular component (GO): mRNA cleavage and polyadenylation specificity factor complex
Molecular function (GO): mRNA binding
Source: RefSeq, a predicted model, not a curated record